Messenger RNA from Penicillium egyptiacum, 1134 nucleotides. The record is from the annotation of a GenBank genome assembly. NCBI's taxonomy places the organism in Eukaryota, Fungi, Ascomycota, Eurotiomycetes, Eurotiales, Aspergillaceae.
AUGGCUACAUUCGUCACACAUGAAAUCAUAGGCACGGCCAUUCAAAUCACUGAGAGGUAUACAGACUUGCAAGCCCGAGAUGUGGGUGCCUUUGGAGUAAUAUGCUCGGCGCGUGAUUCAGUGGCCAACCGAAUGGUUGCCAUAAAGAAGAUAGGGAAUCCCUUUGCUAGCCCUGCCCGGGUCAAGCGCACGUAUCGUGAGAUUCAUUUGAUGAACCAUCUAAGACAUGAUAAUGCAUUUGAUCAACAUGACAGAUAUUUUCAUCUCGCCAGCGGAAGACCUGUACGUGAAUCAUUCCUCUAUUUCCCAAAUUCCUUGAUACUAAACAUUUUGAAACACAGUUACCUUGUGAUGGAUUGCUGCAUGACAGACCUUCAUCAUUUGAUCCAAUCAAGGUCAAAGCCAUUGGAGGACAAGUUCAUCCAGUUCUUCACCUACCAACUGCUGCGAGGGCUAAAAUUCAUCCACUCUGCUGGUGUGAUACAUCGUGACCUCAAACCUAGCAACAUUUUGAUCAAAGACAACUGCGACUUGAAGAUUUGUGACUUUGGUCUAGCUGGUGAACAAGAUCAUCAAAUGACUGGCUAUGUCUCCACAAGAUACUACCGAGCUCCAGAGAUCAUGUUGACUUGGCAGAGAUACAGCUACGCGGUGGAUAUUUGGAGCACUGGUUGCAUCCUAGCAGAGAUGCUCCUAGGGAAAGUUCUCUUACCAGGCAAAGACAAUGUCCAUCACUUCAAACUGAUCACUGAGAUCUUUGGCAAGCCACCUAAAGGGAUAAUGGAGACAUUUUACAGCGACAUUAUGAUGGAGUUUGUGAACUCUCUACCUGAAACAGAAACCAGGUCAAUUGGAGAUACCCUGGGAGAUGUCAAUCCCGAAGCCGUUCAUCUCUUGGAGAAAAUGCUUGAUAUAGACCCACAAAAGAGAGCUACCGCAGUGGAUGCUCUAACUCAUCCAUAUCUUUCGACCUAUUCGGACUCCAACGACGAACCCGAGUGUGAGAAACAGAUUGAUUGGUCUUUGUUAGAUUCAGAAAUGACCACGGAUCAAUGGAAGACCAAAAUGUAUGUAUUUUUCCAAUCUGCGCGUAGUGGUUUGGGCUUAUCAUUCCAAGGUAUUUCGAGGUUUUGA